CAACAGAAUCGCCCCCAGCCCUUCUUCCUCCUCCUACACAGCCGCCAUGGGAGCCCCAAAGUAGAAGAAGUAGCUGCUUCAAAAAAGAACUUCUAAAGGUAGGGUGGUCAGAGCCAUACCAGGCAGUAACAUCAAGUAGGGAGUGUGUGGCAGCAUCCAAAAAAAGGGAAAAAUGCUUGAUCUCAAUGAGUUGCCUCCUGAUCUCAAUGAGCUUCCUCAUGAUAUGGAUCAGCAGCAACCCAGCAUACAACAAGGAAAAUGGACAUAAAAUGUUCGAUCUAUUUACUACACCCAGGCAAGUCAUGAUGGUAACCCUAUGGGCCAUGACAAUGUGGUAGGCCAGUCAUCAGACCGUGGUGCCCCUGUAGUGGUGUCUUUGUAGUCAGAGAGCCAUACUCUUGAUGACACGGGAACCGAGGCAAAUGUUCCUGGUCCAACCAGGACUGAGCUAGGAGCUGGGGCUGUUGACGGAGCUGUGCAAGGAGAAGAAGGAGAGGAUGAGGCUGGUUCUCAACGUAUGGAACCCUAUGUUGGCAUGAGAUUUGACAGCCUUCAAAUUGCUAAGGAUCACUACAACAGCUACGCACUACGGAUGCGUUUCUCUAUCAAGAUGAACACCUCUAGACGGACACCCCGCACCAAUGAAUUGAUAAAACAACAAUUUUGCUGCAACAAGUUCAAGAAGCCCAAAGCUGAUGAUGGAGGAGCUGAGGCUCCUCCUGUCCUGGACCCUAUUCCAGAUCCGAAAUCUGUUGACAUUGAUGAGGAGAUGGAAGAAGAACCUCCAAUAUUUGCUGAAGAGGAGACUGGUACUAGUAAGAAGAAGAAGAAGAAGAAGAAGAAGAAGAAGAAGAAGCGCAAACGCGAGACAAUAAAGCAGACUCAAUGCAAGGCGAAAAUGUUGGUGAAGCUGAUAGAUGGGCGAUGGGAGGUGACGCACUUUGUUCGUGACCACAAUCAUCCGCUCGUGAACAAACCUUCAUUGUCCAAAUACUUGAGAUCCCACCAAGGCAUCUCACCUGAUGAAAAGGAGUUUCUGCGCAUCUUGUAUAACUGCAACUUGACUACAAGUGUGGUGUUUUUCUAUAUCCCUUAAAGAAUUAAGUUUCCCUCUAGGCAGUCCAGUGUGCAACUGUUAUGGUACUACUGUGCAACCGAAAUGACUUAACUGUGCAACUGGUGUCCAACUUCCCAUGCUGUUUGUA
This is a messenger RNA of Aegilops tauschii subsp. strangulata, 1205 nucleotides long. Lineage: Eukaryota; Viridiplantae; Streptophyta; Magnoliopsida; Poales; Poaceae. The record is from RefSeq and is a predicted model, not a curated record.